CACUCAAGCCGCUCGAUGACCGACUGCCUCGUCACUGACGGCGGCGCGACGGCCGGAUACUUGCGGGUCGGGCGCCACGACUUUGCGCUCUACAUCUCGCCUCCCGGUGGCGCCGGCGGCGCCCGCCUGCACGGGUGCCCGCGGCUGCACACGGCGCUCGCUGGGCACGAAGUGGCGGUGUUGCGGCGUCUGCAGCACGCCACGUCGGUAGGAGGCUUUGUGGGAGAGCUGCGCGAGGUGCUCGAGCGGCAGCUCGCCGCCGACGCGCUGGCCGGCUCGCUGACGCCCGCGCUGCCGCCCGCCGCCUUUUACGAGCAGCUGAUCGCAGAGGUGGACGGGAUCGGGUGGGCGUCGCUCUGCGGCCUCUCGCCGUCGCUUGACGAGCUGCAGCUGACGAUCGACGACACCGCGCGCCGCGCGCACGUGCUCACUCUCUCGCUGCCGCCCGACUACCCUGCCCGCUCACCCGUCGCUCGCGCCGCGCUGCCCGCGCCGUUCGAGCUGCGGUGGGCGCCCGGGGAGAGGCCGUCGCUCGCGGCGGCGGCGGCGCAGUUCCGCGGCGCGCUGGCGGCCCACCAGUCGCUGUGGGACGAGCUGGACGACCUCGAUCGCGAGGCGUGGGUGCUCGAGCCAAAGCACCCGACGAGAGACGUCUGCCACCGCCGGCUCGCACUCGGCGGCCACUGCUCGCUGCUGGUGACGCUCCACCCGACCGCCCCCUCGUCCCUGCCCGAGCUGCGCUUCCUCGGCGCGGAGCGCUCCAUCGCGCCGCUGCGCCGCGCCCUCAACUCGCGCCUCGCCGAGUGGCGGCCCGAGCGGCGCGUGCGGCUCAACCUGCAGGCGCUACUUGGGCUGGCCCUGCCGUCGCCCGUCGCGGCGGACGCGGCGGACGCGGCCGACUACUCGGUCGAGUGCGCCAUCUGCUACGAGUACCUCCUCGACGGCGAGCCGCCCAACGUCGCGUGCGACGGCUGCGCCAAGCCCUUCCACCAGGCGUGCCUUGCCGAGUGGCUGCAGGCGCUGCCCUCGACGCAGCAGUCCUUCAACCGCCUCUUUGGUGAGUGCGUGUACUGCUCCAAGCCAAUCUCGAUUGAGGCGGUGCGAUGAGCGGGGGACCUGCGUUGCCUUGCGUUGGUUUUGUGUUGCAUGUGUAUGGUGACGGGCUCGGGGGCAAUCGAGCACGAUAAACUCAUAUUUUUC
Emiliania huxleyi CCMP1516 is the source of this 1200-nucleotide messenger RNA. RefSeq lists its product as hypothetical. Lineage: Eukaryota; Haptophyta; Isochrysidales; Noelaerhabdaceae. The coding region runs from base 16 to 1107 and encodes 363 amino acids. The record is from RefSeq and is a predicted model, not a curated record. Gene Ontology annotation, molecular function: ubiquitin protein ligase activity. Gene Ontology annotation, cellular component: nucleus; Fanconi anaemia nuclear complex. Gene Ontology annotation, biological process: interstrand cross-link repair; protein monoubiquitination. The transcript has a single exon.